AUGUGGACAGAGAAUAAGGUCAAUAAACAUACUGCAUGUUGUAUCUUCAGCUUCGUGUGGGAUAAUACAGAAGAUGAUGGUCUGCAAGCAGGCAAGACAAAAAUACUGGCUCUUAGUAAAAGUCAUGAACUGUUUGUCUAUGAAUUCACGCUAGAAGAUGGAAAAUACAACCCGAUUUCCCUGCACAGGUGUAAGGAAGAUACACUUAAAAAGCUCCUUGAAGUUAAAAACAUUAGUCUGUCUUCAAUUGUCUCUUUGAGGAUACUGUCUUUUCAAAACAACAAAUGUAUACUUCUGCUCAAUAAGUGUGUUGUCGUGCAUCUUACCUUUGCUGGAGGAGACUCACCCUUAGAGACAUGCGACUGCUUUACCCUUGAUUUGUCUCCGCAAGUUUUGGGAAGAGUAACAGAUACACAGUUCUGCAGAGGGAUCCUGUUUGUGCUAGACAGUUCUGGCUGGAUUUAUGUAUUUGACUCUUCUGAUGGUGCAAAUCUAGCGAAUGUCAGCGUAGCCCUCUGCCAGGGAGACGUGCGGGAUGAGGACAGGGGUCCAGCCGCCACGUCGCCGCUCACUGCGGUGAAAGUGUCGCGUGAUCUCAGUGUUGCUGUGAUCCUCAGUUCUUCCAGCUGUGCCAUCUCUGUGGAUCUAAACAUGUACUUCAGACAGUUCCCGGAGCAUUUGCUCUGUAAGAGAGAUCCCGAAAGUCUUCCACUGAAGCCUCCUGAAGGACUUGAUGAGGACGACCUUGCUAGUUCUGACUAUAGCAUGGAGCGUCUGUCAUUGCCUUUCCGCACUGACAGAUCAUGA
This is a messenger RNA of Opisthocomus hoazin, 807 nucleotides long. The record is from RefSeq and is a predicted model, not a curated record. Lineage: Eukaryota; Metazoa; Chordata; Aves; Opisthocomiformes; Opisthocomidae.